Messenger RNA from Elephantulus edwardii (Cape elephant shrew), 1152 nucleotides. RefSeq names its product transmembrane protein 173 (gene STING1). Bases 1 to 1152 code for a protein of 383 amino acids. Lineage: Eukaryota; Metazoa; Chordata; Mammalia; Macroscelidea; Macroscelididae. Gene Ontology annotation, molecular function: 2',3'-cyclic GMP-AMP binding; cyclic-di-GMP binding. The record is from RefSeq and is a predicted model, not a curated record. Gene Ontology annotation, cellular component: endoplasmic reticulum membrane; autophagosome. The transcript is spliced from 6 exons. Gene Ontology annotation, biological process: defense response to virus; positive regulation of type I interferon production; autophagosome assembly.
AUGCCCCACUCCAGCCUACAUCCGUCCAUCCCACGGCACAGGGGUCACGGGAUCCAGAAGGCAGCCUUGGUUCUGCUGAGUGCCUGCCUAGUGCUCCUUUGGUGGCUAGGGGAGUCACCAAAACACACUCUCCACUGGCUGGCCUUCCACUUAGCCUCCGUGCAGCUGGGACUAUUAUUCAAGGGCCUCUGCAGUCUGGCUGAGGAGCUGUGUCAUAUCCACUCCAGGUACCAGAGCAGCUUCUGGAGGGCUGUGCAGGCCAGCUUUGGCUUCCCCAUCCGCUGUAUAAGCAUGCUGCUGCUCUCCUGCUAUUUCUACUUCCUCCCAGACAUGGCUACACUGCCCCUCUCUUGGACACUUGCCCUUCUGGGCCUCUCACAGGCACUGAACAUCCUCCUGAGCCUCCAGGGCCAGACCCCAGCUGAGGUGUCUGCAAUCUGUGAAAAAAGGAACUUUAAUGUGGCCCAUGGACUGGCCUGGUCGUUUUACGUUGGAUACCUUCGGCUGAUCCUGCCAGGACUCCAGGCCCGAAUCCAAAUAUAUAAUGAAUGUCACAAAAACAUGCUACGGGGGCCCGGGAGACAACGGUUGUACAUCCUCUUCCCAUUGGACUGUGGGGUGCCUGAUGACCUGAGCGUGGCUGACCCCAACAUUCGCUUCCUCCACGAGCUGCCCCCUCAGAGCGCUGACCGAGCUGGUAUUAAACGCCGGGUCUACACCAACAGUGUCUAUGAGCUCCUGGAGCAGGGACAGCAGGCAGGCGUCUGUGUCCUGGAGUAUGCCACCCCUCUGCAGACCUUGUUUGCCAUGUCACAAGAUGGCCGAGCUGGCUUCAGUAGGGAGGAUCGACUUGAGCAAGCUAAACUCUUCUGCCGGACCCUUGAAGACAUCCUGGCAGAUGCACCUGAGUGUCAGAAUAAAUGUCGCCUCAUUGUCUACCAGGAGUCUGCAGAGGAAAGCACCUUCUCGCUGUCUCAAGAGAUCCUCAGGCACCUGCGGCAGGAGGAAAGGGAGGAGGUUACUGUGGGCAGCGUAGAGAACUCCGCGAUGCCCAGUUACUCCUCACCGAGAACCUCCUCGCUGUCCCGGGAGCCCACGUUCCUCAUCAGUGGCAUGGAACAACCGCUCCCUCUCCGCACAGAUUUCUGCUGA